This is a messenger RNA of Pelecanus crispus (Dalmatian pelican), 815 nucleotides long. The record is from RefSeq and is a predicted model, not a curated record. NCBI's taxonomy places the organism in Eukaryota, Metazoa, Chordata, Aves, Pelecaniformes, Pelecanidae.
AUGUCUGGAUUGUCGGAUGACAAGGAAUGUUCUCCAUAUGCAGCUCACUUGUACGAUGCCGAGGAUCCUUCCACCCCUGUGCGGACGAUACCAGGACUUUGCCAAGACUAUUGCCUGGAAGUGUGGCAAAAAUGCCGCUCCAUUUUUCGCUAUCUCUCUGCAGACCAAGAGUUAAUUGCACUGGAGAACAACAUGGCAAAGUUCUGCCGCUACCUGUCCUUGGAGGACACAGACUACUGUUUUCCACACCUCCUGACUAACCAGAACCUUAACCAAAACCUGGGGUUAGUGACCGCUGACACAGAGGGCUGUCUCCAGCUCUGCCUCAUGGAGGUUGCCAACGGGCUGCGCAAUCCCGUUGCGAUGGUGCACGCCAACGAUGGCACCCACAGGUUCUUCAUUGCGGAGCAGGUUGGGCUGGUGUGGACCUACCUCCCCGAUCGAUCCAGGCUCGAAAAGCCAUUUCUGAACAUCAGCGAAGCUGUGCUUACCUCACCUUGGGAAGGAGACGAGAGAGGUUUUCUAGGUAUUGUCUUCCAUCCUAAAUUCAAAUUUAAUGGUAAAGUGUAUGUCUACUAUUCAGUUGAAGUUCGUUAUGAAGAGAGAAUCCGAAUCAGUGAGUUCAGAAUUUCUCCUGCUGACAUGAAUGCUUUGGACCAUGGUUCUGAAAGGAUAAUCCUGGAAAUAGAAGAACCUGCUUCCAACCAUAAUGGAGGAGAGCUGCUCUUUGGAGAUGAUGGGUAUCUCUAUAUAUUUACUGGAGAUGGAGGCAUGGCUGGGGAUCCUUUUGGGACCUUUGGAAACGCCCAGAACAA